AUGUCUAAAGGUAUCAAAUACCUAUUGAUCUCUCUACCAACUUCAAUAUCACCUUCAGGUGAUCACGAUGAAGCUUUGACAGCUCUCCGCUCCUCCGUUACGAAUGACUACGGCUCCGUCUUCCCUUUCCCAAUCCCAGAAUUCAAGAUCGGCUCUCUAGAUGCUCUCGUACAGCAAGCCGACGAUUUUGCCAAGCUUGAAGGAGCAUGUGAAGGUGUCGUGAACAAAGUUGGAGAUUCAUUGAGGAGCAUACUUGGCGGGGACGAGGAAAAGAUAGCGCAGCUCAAAACCGUCAAUGAUAAACCUGCUGAUGCCUAUCUCAAAUCUUUCCACUGGAACAAGGUCAAAUACAGGGCAGACAAACCCUUGGGCGAACUCGUUGAUACUUUUCAAAAGGAGAUCCAGAGCAUAGACAACGACGUCAGAAAUAAAUACAACCAAUACAAUCAGCUCAAGACAUCUCUUGCGAAUCUCGAAAAGAAACAAUCAGGCAACCUAUCAAACAAAUCCCUCUCCAACGUCGUCGAUUCUUCUAAGAUCAUCCAAGACUCCGAAUACCUCGAGACACACCUCAUCGCCGUUCCCAAACAGCUGAUCAAAGAUUUCCUGAAGAGCUACGAAAGAUUAUCACCCAAAGUUGUACCCCGCUCGGCCCAGUUGAUUGACUCGGAUGAUGAGUUCUCUCUAUACGCAGUCGUAACAUUCCGGAAAAACAGUCCAGAAUUCGUACACAAAUGCAGGGAACAUAAAUGGACGCCUCGAGACUUCAAGUUCAAGGAUGGUGGGCGGGAGGAGGAGCAGAAAGAGGUGGAAAAGGUCCGAAAGGAUGAGAGUAAGGUCAGAAAUGAGGCAUUACGGCUGGGACGGACGGCGUGGGGGGAAGCCGUCAUGGCUUGGGUACAUGUGCUGGCAUUGAGAGUCUUCGUGGAGACGGUCUUGAGAUACGGACUCCCUCUCAAUUUCGUGUGUGGAUUGGUCAGGACGACGCCAAAGCUAUUCAAAAAAGCAAAGGCAUCACUCGAUGUUGCAUAUUCACACCUCGGAGGCAACGCCUUCGGCAGAGAUAAGAAGGGGAGAAUAGUGAAGGACGACUCGGCCAUGUCUGCUGACAUGCAGGCAGCUGGUCACAUGGGCGAUGGAGGCGACUAUUCAGCGUAUGUAUGCUACGAAAUUGAGAUACAAUGA
This is a messenger RNA of Bacidia gigantensis, 1185 nucleotides long. RefSeq lists its product as uncharacterized. The transcript has 5 exons. Lineage: Eukaryota; Fungi; Ascomycota; Lecanoromycetes; Lecanorales; Ramalinaceae. The coding region runs from base 1 to 1185 and encodes 394 amino acids. The record is from RefSeq and is a predicted model, not a curated record. Gene Ontology annotation, biological process: proton transmembrane transport. Gene Ontology annotation, molecular function: proton-transporting ATPase activity, rotational mechanism. Gene Ontology annotation, cellular component: vacuolar proton-transporting V-type ATPase, V1 domain.